Cinara cedri is the source of this 345-nucleotide messenger RNA. NCBI's taxonomy places the organism in Eukaryota, Metazoa, Arthropoda, Insecta, Hemiptera, Aphididae. The record is from the annotation of a GenBank genome assembly.
AUGUCUGUGAAACUAAUUAAAAUAAACCCGAUUUUUCAAACUGACGAAUUAAAUUUGCUUAAUAGCCUACAAUAUAAAUACAAAAAUGUAUUAGAAAAUAAACAGAAGGGCACAAAACCCAAACCUCCCAGUACACGAGGACGUUAUUAUCAACACCUAGUAAAAAGGCUUAAGUCUAAAAGCCCAGUGUGGAUAAAACUCGAAACAGAAGUAACCAUAAAGAACUAUUGGAAAAGCCGCUGGAAAGAUGCUGAAGUGCCUAAAAAACGCAGAGCUGAUUGGAGAAUCAACCAAGGAACUUCCAGGAUACGAUUUCCCUCGCUCAUUAUGGACAACAAUGAAUAG